AUGGCCGUCAAGCCAUUCCCACAUCCCAUCCACUUCUUCCUCGUUGCACUCCUCUUCAAAGAUACUUAUUCUUAUCACAGAUCUUUCAAUCUCGAAAUCACUGGCGUAAUCGACCCCGAGAUCGACGUCGGCUGGGUCAGCUUUGUGACGGUCUCUCUCUUGCAUCGACGACGCCGCAUUGGUGAAAAGACUCUUUACGACAUGCAUAUCAUUCUUGACGAGAAAAACGAAGUGACUAUCAAACUUGAGGGCUUUCAAAUUCAGAGCAUGGUUAGGUUCAGGGAUUUCGCUCUAAAGAUGAUGCCCAAACUAAAGGCCAACCGUCAGAAGAGCAAACAAGCGCCUGUUAUGGCUGCGCUGGACACUGAUGAUAAUGGUCAUGAGCUCUUCAUCUCUAUAGAUCUGGGUCAUAUGUUGGAGACCUCCAUCUUGGAUCUGACCGUCCAGUUUGUUAACAAGAGAAUCAGAAUUGUCUUCAAAAUAUCAAGCGGCAACCCGGUUGACCUCGCCUUUGGAUGGUGUCAGUUUCAGCUGAAGAAGGACAAAACGAGUCUGGCUUUCUUGGAUGGCCAUUUUGAUAUUCAGCCUGACAAAUGCGAAAUUGUCAUGGAAGGAGAGCCUGAGAUCGCCGACCCUGUAUUUUCCGGUAAAGCGGUUUUGAAAGGAGUCAAGACGUAUGACAACAGCAAGAGUUGGCUUGCUCUUGCCAUCCAAGCAUUUGAGAUGGAAGUCAACCUAGAUAAAGUGGUCAUGGGAGAAGCCCAAGCUGCUGAGGAUGAAGAGGAUGAAGGCAACGAAGGCAACGAAGGCGGCGAAGGCGACAAAGGCGAUAAAGCCUAUGUGCCCGAUGGACGGCGACGACGGCGAUAA
Molecule: messenger RNA, 870 nt
Organism: Trichoderma aggressivum f. europaeum
Lineage: Eukaryota; Fungi; Ascomycota; Sordariomycetes; Hypocreales; Hypocreaceae
Exons: 1
Coding region: 1-870 (289 amino acids)
Source: RefSeq, a predicted model, not a curated record